CGGAUUUCAGACAGAAACGCACAGCAGAGCAACCCACGGCACCUUUACGCACCAAAAGGCUGUAUAUCCAUAUAUCCAUAUACAUAUAUAUUUUUUACGCACUCGCACUUAGUCCACGAACCAGGCUACAACCAUGAUUAAGAAAAUGUCGCCCUCCGAGAGCGACUAUGACAUCCCAGCGAAGAACUGCUACAGGAUGGUGAUUUUGGGAUCCACCAAAGUCGGGAAAACGGCGAUCGUGUCCCGGUUCCUCAACGGGAGGUUCGAAGACCAGUACACGCCGACCAUCGAGGACUUUCACAGGAAACUGUACAGCAUCAAGGGAGACGUUUACCAGCUAGACAUACUGGAUACAUCAGGGAACCACCCGUUCCCCGCCAUGAGGAGACUGUCCAUACUGACAGGUGACGUGUUCAUCCUCGUCUUCAGUCUGGACAACCGCGACUCUUUCCAGGAGGUGCAGCGGCUCAAGCGGCAGAUCUUCGAGACCAAGUCGUGUCUGAAAAACAAGAUCAAGGAGAACAUCGACGUGCCGCUGGUCAUCUGCGGGAACAAGGGCGACCGAGAGUUUUACCGGGAGGUGCAGCAGGAGGAGAUCGAGCAGCUGGUGGCCGGGGACGAGAAGUGCGCGUACUUCGAGAUCUCCGCCAAGCGCAACGAGAACGUGGACAAGAUGUUUCAGACUCUGUUCACCUUGGCCAAGCUACCUCACGAAAUGAGCCCCGACCUCCACCGGAAAGUGUCCGUGCAGUACUGCGACAUGCUGCACAGAAAGUCCCUGAAAAACAAGAAGAUGAAGGACAUUGGGGAAGCGUACGGCGUGGUCACCCCGUGCGCCCGGAGACCCAGCGUGCACAGCGACCUGAUGUACAUCAAGGAGAAGGCGAUCGGAGGCGGUCAGGGCAAAGACAAAGAGAGAUGCGUGAUCAGCUAAACGGACCGCGGGGCGCGAACUCAACACAGAUCUUUGGAAAGGAGACUGAGCCCCAGUGCUUCAGCUUUGAGAGGCGACGUGCGCGGCCGGCUGUCGCUCAGGAGGUGCGGAGACGCCGAGCAGCCGCCGCCGCCGCCGCGCUCUGACGCAGCGCCGUGUCCAAAGGACACUGACUGGACACACGAGUCCGCUCAAAGCGCCAAACAAAAAGAAAAAAAAAAAAACAACACAAAACUAAAACAUUGCCCACGAGACAUGUGAGAAUGUCUGCUUGUCCUGUCAGUCAGAGCCAGAUGUGUGACGUGGCUUCAUAACUUUGUGAGACUCGUGUGUCGUUGACGUCAUGCCUUGAAGAGAGGUCGGAGGGGAGAGAAAAGAGACUCUCUGGAAUCAGGUGGAGGGAAAACAAUGUUGUUUACAUCGUAUCAUAGAUUCGAUAACGGCUCUGCCGCUACACUUGAAUGUUCUGUUGAACUCUUUUUCCAAUUGUGAAUGUAUAUUUAUUGUCGGUGUCAAUUUUUUGCAGAAAAGUCAAACAAAAUAUGAAAAAGUAAUAAUAAAAAAAACAUAAACUAAAAUAUA
This is a messenger RNA of Acanthopagrus latus (yellowfin seabream), 1516 nucleotides long. RefSeq names its product dexamethasone-induced Ras-related protein 1-like. Gene Ontology annotation, molecular function: GTPase activity; GTP binding. The coding region runs from base 134 to 934 and encodes 266 amino acids. The transcript has 2 exons. The record is from RefSeq and is a predicted model, not a curated record. Lineage: Eukaryota; Metazoa; Chordata; Actinopteri; Spariformes; Sparidae.